This is a messenger RNA of Medioppia subpectinata, 231 nucleotides long. Lineage: Eukaryota; Metazoa; Arthropoda; Arachnida; Sarcoptiformes; Oppiidae. The record is from the annotation of a GenBank genome assembly.
AUGCAUAAUAAGAGUGGUUUAGAAGAGACACUACGAGUGAAUGGAAAGGGCAAAAAGAUGCGAAAACCGAGAACCAUAUACUCGAGUCUUCAACUCCAACAACUCAAUAGACGAUUUCAAAGGACCCAAUACUUAGCUCUACCCGAGAGAGCAGAAUUGGCAGCAUCUCUAGGCUUAACCCAAACACAGUGGUUGGCGAUGAUGGCAGUGAUGGUAGUGGUGGUGGUGUAG